Messenger RNA from Hyaloscypha bicolor E, 897 nucleotides. RefSeq lists its product as uncharacterized. The coding region runs from base 1 to 897 and encodes 298 amino acids. The transcript is spliced from 3 exons. Lineage: Eukaryota; Fungi; Ascomycota; Leotiomycetes; Helotiales; Hyaloscyphaceae. The record is from RefSeq and is a predicted model, not a curated record.
AUGCAAUCAUUCACCUCCAUCCUCGCCGCCUCAGCUCUCGUUGCUGGCGUCUCCGCAUCUCCCAUCCAACUCGCAGCUCGAGCAACAUGCGGUAGCGCACCAGCAGGAAGCGGUAGCCAAACUCCUCUUUCGCAACCAACCGGCAUCACAACAGCCUCAGCCUGCCAAGCACAAUGCGAGGCCAACAAUUCUUGUUUGUCCUUCGUAUUCGGAAUGGUCAACAACGUUGAUCAAUGCAUGCUGUACUCCGUCGCAGCUGCCUCGGUCCCCAAGCAGUCGAGCACAAACCUCAUCGCCUACGACAAGGCGUGUACCAGCGUUCCAGCAGUUGUUCCUACUACUUCGAACCCCACUGGUGCCAACACCGGUAACACCGGUAACACCAAAGGCGGCAAUCACAAGAGACAAACCUGCGGAAGCGCACCAUCAGGAAGUGGCAGCCAAAGCCCCAUGUCCCAGCCAACUGGAAUUACCACGGCUGCCGCUUUUCCUUCCGUUGUCCCUACGACUUCGAAUCCUCAGGGACUCGCUACUGGUUCUUCUUCAGGAAGCACUGGAAGCACUGGAAAUACUGGAAACACUGGAAACACUGGAAACACCGGAAACACCGGCAACACCCCAGCCCAAGGCCAGCACAAGCGCGCCAACAUGUGUGGUGCGGCUCCCACUGGCCCAACCAACAACGCGAGCCCGAUCUCCACUCCAUCCAACAUCAACAGCGCAGCUGCCUGCAAAGUUAAAUGCCAGGCUGACUCUUCAUGCAAGUCUUUCGAGUUUGGAACCAUGACCUCAGGAGGCAGCCCAGUCUGCAAGCUGUUCUCGGUUGCUGCUGCAUCUGUCCCUGCUCCUACAAGCGGACAGAGCCUGGUUGUCUACGAUAUUGGGUGCUCUAUGUAG